Peronospora matthiolae is the source of this 5829-nucleotide messenger RNA. Lineage: Eukaryota; Oomycota; Peronosporomycetes; Peronosporales; Peronosporaceae. The record is from the annotation of a GenBank genome assembly.
AUGCGAAUUGCCAGCAGCGCCGCAGACCUGGCACAGGAUGCUCGACAGCUGUCUGAUUAUCUGCCAAUCACACGUACAAGUGACUCUUCAGCUGCAGACGCUGUCGACCACCGCGACCGAAGAGCGGAUCGAGGCGGCGGCCGACACGACUCCCCUGUCCCUUUUUUGUUUCCUGAAGGACAUGCAGUCACCGCUGGCAACUCAACUCUAGCUCCUCGUACUUUGGGGAGUGAAGCGACAUACACGGCGUUGGACCGCAAAGAGGAGCGGAAAGUACCUCAGCAAGUGAACAGAGAGCUGUUGUCGCGUAGAGGCACUCGAGCUGGAUCGAUGUCCCUUCGAGCAAAUAGUUCGGAGGACGUGCUGGCACCGAUCUCGUCCAUGAAAUACGACGAAAAAGAAAAAAACGGCCCACGGUCGUGUCCGGCGACGUUCGCUAAUGCUCGCGCGACUCAAACCGCUUUCUCCCGACAUAAGAAACGGCACCAAUCUCGUGGUGGCGAGCUGAUUGCGUCCAAGCUCCAGCCGACGCGCGACAGUGUCAGUAACAUGCUCACUUAUCUACAUGAACUACGACGAUCGGAGGCGAGUUUGCGCAAGCAGCUGGUGACAACACAGCAGCAUACAGAAGAUGAGCUGAACCAAUCGCAGUCGAAGCUGAACAAAUUGCAGCAGGUGGUGCAGGAGGUGGAGCGGGACCGAAAGAUAGCGCAACAACGGUUGGAAGAGAAGGAGCAACGCAUUCGCGACCUUGCAAGCAGAUUAGAAAAGGCCGAGGCAGAACGUGCAAAGGUCGGUUCUGACUUUCAGCAUGUCUUUUUGUCAAGUGACGGGUUGCCAUCAAUUGCUGAAGAGGCGACGUCGCAGGCGAAGACAGAGCAAUGGACAGCGAAUCCGCGAAAAGUUGGUCGAGAAGCUAUACUUUCAGGGCAACUAACAGAAAAGCAUCCAGCCCUUACGGUGGAAGCACUGCCGCCUCAACCCCAUCAGACCCAGCCUUCAUCAUCUCCUAAGCGUGCAUCUUAUCUCCCGCCGACGACGGACGAUGUGUCUCAGCAUUUGAUUGAAUUACCUCGAUCGCCGAAUCAGCCUCUGUGGGAUCCAUGGGCGUCAGGAGGUAGAGCCUCUGUGGUAAACGUGCCACCUGUGUUCACGAUAAGCUCAACAGGACUUGAACCCUUGGCGGCUACGGUCACAGAGUCAGCUGGGGUUGACGUUGAGGAUUACGAGCUAAAGUCAGUACUCAUGUCUCCGCAUGGAGAUCGCUGUCAACCUCGAGCGAUACAUCUGGACAAGCAUGCGGAUUCGACGGCAGUGCCAGUGUCCGAUCAGCAUCACCUUGCUUCGUUCGAACCGCUGAGUUCUAGCCCUGCUUUUAGUAAUUCUCCGGAACCCUCGUCACUGUUGCAUCCUCAUCAGCAAAGCUUGCAGUCACGAGAAAAGCAGGCAAAAGCUGAUGAGGUGCAGACGCAAGAGAGUUUGGCAGCCAUGAAUUCAUCGUUGCGAUCCAACUCAGUGCAUCGCAUUGGAGCAAUGCCUUCGAACUAUGAAAGCAAUUUGAAGCAGCCUGAUGAUGACGACCCUUCUCAGGAUAGAGGGUUCCAUCCAGGAAAAGAGUCUCCAGACCACCAAGAUAUUCAUGAACGUUCACUCCGACCUCCACUGGCAGCAGUCAACAACGACACACCUCUGUCAUGUACGAACCAUGUCACCGCUUCAUCGAUCGAGUUUUUAACACAAGCUCCGCUGCAAGAUCGUUCAUUAGCUUCGGCGGUAUCGUGCAGUGAGAGCGACUUGGACGCGAAACCAGACAGUUGCAUCGCGAAACCUCCCGCAGAUUCUCCCCCUCAGCCUUUGUCAACGUCCAAGGCCAACCUGGAUUGGCCGUCUCCUUCGAACCAAAGAAGACACAAAGAUGUGGAAACAGAGCCUGUGCCGUUAGAGAAGUUGCUGGUGGACUUCUUCACGGAGGUAGACAACAAACGCUUGAAGAUGGCAAAGGUGUACGGAAAACGGUAUGCAGGCCGCGAGAAGUGGCUGUUUGCUGAGUUGACAAAGCGAUACGGUGCAGCAAAGGUGGCAGCGCUGAAGGCUCGGUUUGACACCGGAAGUGGUGGUCAUGUUUUUGCUGAAGCCAAUUGCGCUGAUGGACCGGAGGCACAACGUGCAACGAAAUCAUCCGACGCCCCAAAUCAUGCUGAGCCAGGUCGUCGAGGUUCUUUACAACGACCGCAAGUUUUCCAUUCGCCUACACCUACCAGCAAUGCGGGAUUCAGUGAUGGUGCAGGUGCGACCUCAGUGUCCACCGCGGAUGCUGGUCUUCAAGUAAGGGGCGAAUCGCGCCCUCAGAGUCGGCAGGUUGCAGCUGAGGUUGGGACUUUUCCAAUUCCGAGUGAAAGCGUUUCUGCGAAUCCUACAUCGUCUCAGCAGCGCCAUUCUGGAGGCAACAUGCCUUCUCCAUCUGGUUCCCACACUUCGUUUCCAAGUCCGCAGGAGACUGGCGAAGAACUCAAUGCGGCUUCUGUUGGUGAUACGGGUGCCUCAUCGCUUAAGCAUGGUCCAUUUUCUAUGACGCAACGCGGAGAGCCAUUCGGUCAUCGGUCUUUCCCUCCUCAGACGGGAACAGAAAGCGGCGAUGCGUCGUUGGGGCUUCGCCAGCGUCGCCAAACGUCUACUUGCGGCCAGGAUGAUGCCGCUGUGACCUUGGAAAGUUUGCUGGAGGAACUGUACAAGAAUCACCAACCUGAUAAGCUGAAGAGUGUCUCUACUGUCGCAAAGCAGUAUGCUGGUAAGGAGCGUGAGCUUGUUGUGUUACUGAAGGGGAAGUAUGGUGCCCUGAGCGUGAAACGGCUGGAAGAAAGUCUGGACGUGCUAGAGCGCGCCCACCUUGCUCGCUUGAGCAGUGAUGCUACCGGAAAGCGGCGCGGCUGUUUCGUUCGUACUAUCUCGCUUCUGUUUUGGCUCUCGCUGCUGCUGUUCUUCUCGUGUGGCGUUGUUUUUAUCAGCUUUGUCGUCUUGGACGUGUGGGAGUGCCAUUCUCUAGACAGUGAGGAGCAAGAGCCGGAAGGUGCUGAGGAGUGUUCUCUGCUAAAGGAGGAGCUUGCGGCAUUUACGUACGAGCGCGUUGCUGACUACGUGGGUCAGUCACAUCCAGAAGCUUGUUUCUGCUCGGAGUGGAAGGCGCGCGAAAGUGCGUUGUUCACUAACUAUUCGGGCGAAGACAUUGUCAAUCUGGCGAGAAUGGUUCCGUUCUCACCUGAAAAGUUUGGAGCAUCGUGGGUUGCAACUGUGAAGGCACAAGUACCAUCGCAAGAGUUUGUCGACAGCUAUGCCAAGCCUGUGGUGGACUUGUCGUUGGAUGUCGGCUCAUUCGUGUGGUCGUCCGUUCUCGAGCUCGCGGGGUCCAACAAGGCUUCGGAGGUGUCCCCAAUCAUGGGACGUGGCGACGAUCAUGAUCAUAGUGACAUUUCAUCUUCGGACGAAGACGACGCAGACUCAUAUCAGGAAAGUGCGGGGGUGGACAACGAUGAUUUUGCCGGCAAUGAUGGUGCAGAUGCUUUACCGAGAGGUGUUGAAGAGCUGGUCGAAGACCCAACAGUUGCGAUGACACCAGGUGUAAUCGACCAUGAUUCUCCCGAGAAGAAUACCGACGCGCUUGAAACAAGGCCUGUUGCUGAUGAGCUCGCCACUACUGUGGCAGACGACGUGUGGGAGCAGCACGAAGAUGGUAUUCCCGUUUUAGCCGAUGAGCGCGACAUUGAUGUGGUAGACGAUGUGUCGGGGAAGCACGAAGAUGUUGUUUCCGCUACGGCAGAUGGGCUUGGCACGAAUGUGGUAGAGGAUGUGUUGGUAGAAAACGAGGACGUUGUUACCGCUACGACCGAUGGGCUUGACAACAGUGCGGCGGAUAAUACGUCAGUGGAGAACGAGAAUGACGUUUCCAUUGCGGAUGACGAGACAUUCGUUGGCAAAAAGAGCUCGGCAUUCGAAAUGACGGAAGAUCUGCCGACUGUACCAGAGCCAAUCGAUAUGCUGGAGGUAGGCGAUACCGUACCAUCUGGAGUAGCUGAGUCGAUUGAUGCUAGUGAGCAGGCGCCAGGUGAAGAGACCGAAGCAGGGACUGACGUGGAGACUACGUGGGGCGGAUCUGCGACUACCAUGACUGAAGAUUACGAGUUCGCUGGUGGUGUCGAUGACGCGCUUGAAAUCGAGAUCGAAGUAUUGGAUUCUGCACUUACGAACGCUGCUGAUCGUGCUACUGAAAAAGCACCCGAGGUGGCGGCGGAAGACAACGAACAGACAUCAACUGGCGACGUUGCAGCUGAAGCGGAAAGUGUUGUGGAGGUGGAAGUGCGCCAGGAGGGUCUAGGCUUGUCGUACCCCGAGAGAGAGUCAGCUGAAGCACUCGGUGGCAAUUCUGCUGAGACGUCCGAACUGCCUGUGCAGGAAAACGUAGCAUCUCUGCUUGGCGGUGGUGAAGAGCUGGUCACAUCAAGUGAAGAAACGGAGGUUACACCACCAGUGACAAACGCUGUUGACAGGGAGUCCGCUGCGCACGUCAGUGACAGCACUAAGGCUGAUGUGGGGAUGAUGCAUGUGGAGUUAGACGAUGAUGCGGCAAGCGAGGUGUCUGAGUUAGACGCUGACACAGCUAGAGUUGAGGGACUUGAGAACGAAGAAUCGACUGAAGUAUCGCAGGUGGAGCUUUCAUCUGAACUCUCACCUGAGCUAAGCUCAGAAUUCGAGUUUGUAACGCACGUCAGCGAUCCGCCUUCGGUUUCUACUGGCGUUGAUAUAUCGGUGGCUACGUCGGGUGCUGACGAAAGUACCGCCAGCUCACUGUAUGAGGGACCGGAGCCAGAUGUUCGUGAGAAUGAGCUGGAUAACGAUGUGGACGCGGGUGCAGAAUUCGACGGAACGCCUGAUGACGAAAAGGUCAUGUUAUUCGAAGAUGAUGGUGCCGGCACCUUAGCAUUUAUCGAGACCGAGCAAUAUCUCACCAACCCGAAUGACGUGAAUGCAGACGAGGUUUCGCCAGAGGAACCCACAGUUUAUGUAUCAGAUGAUGGGUCUGAAGCAAUCGAAGAUGAUCAUGAAGAGUUGACUGCUUCUGCUCUGACGAGGGUAUCGUCAUCAGCCGAUAGCGAUGGAAACGUGUUUGAGGAGAAUGCUGAAGCAGGCAAUGACGAAUUGUUCCUUCUCGCUGAGGUGCAGCAAGGCAGCGAGCUGGACCUUGAGGACGACAUUAUGAUUGUGGGCAAAGAUACCGUGGCGCCUGACUUAUCGAAGGACGAUGAGAACAGGGAUUUUGGCUCGACUUUGUCGUUUGAGGCUGAGGUGGCGAGUCUCGAAGAGGCUACGGACGAGAUGGAUGAGGUGGGCGACGGUAGAGCUGGAUCUACCGCUCACCGCGACAUUGAAGCGGAAGAGUCUGCAUCUGAGGCUGACUUAGUAAUGGAGCUCGUUGCAGAAUCUGCGGUGGCUGAAGGUGCAGACGCACCGGACGAUAUGGAUACUAGUUCUGCUGAGCUUGUUGCAGCAGUGAACGAGAAUGCCGAGGUCGAUGAGACUGUCAGUGCUGCUGCAGGUAAAACAACAGAAGGUGCAGACAUUGUAUCAGCGGCCGAUGCUCCGACGCAUGUUACAGACAAGACCACAAUGAUGACUGAAGUAGGUACAUCAGCUGUAAAGAGCCUUGGUCAGCACGCUGAUGAGGACGACGACGACAAUGAGGACGAAGAGGUUGCGUUUAUGCUAGGACUCGAGGACCCUGGGGGAUUGCUUCGGAUGGCUGAGCGGGCUGCUGCUGCCACGGUAGAUAUGAGAUGA